AUGAUCCAUGAAUGUGAAGCUAGACUUAAAGGCUAUAUGUUUAACUUUGCAUAUGAUCUUCAAAUACUCAAAACUUUUGAUAUAAAAUACAGGAAGGUGAAAUCUGCAAGAGAAAUAAAAUGUUUCUUCUCUCUGCCUGAAGAUGGAACCACCUUGCUCUGCUGUGAUGGGGCUUCAAGAGAAAAUCCUGGAUGUGCUGGUUAUGGUUUUGUAGCUAGAGAUAGUUAUGGAAACUUUCUUAUAGCAGAAUCUGGAGGCCUCGGCAUUACUACAAACUUUGUGGCAGAAAUCUUGGGGACUAUCAGUGCUUUAGAAUGGGCAGUAAUAAACUUCAAAGAUAAGCUGAUUAUAAAUUCUGAUUCUAUUGCAGCCAUAAAUGCUUUCAUGAAGAAUAACCUUCCUUGGUUUGUCUUGAGCAGAUGGAUACUAAUCUGCAAAAAGGUAAAGUAUAUCCAUUUUAAUCAUGUUUAUAUAGAAGUAAAUUUUUAUGCAGAUUUCUUUGCUAAUAAAGGAGUAUUCCUUGACAAGGGAAAAACCUUAAAAAAAUUUACUAGACCCCCAAACAUGCCUAGAAUGGAGUUCCCUGGAAAUACAUACUACAGAUUUGAUUUGAAACAUUAA
This is a messenger RNA of Papaver somniferum (opium poppy), 621 nucleotides long. RefSeq lists its product as uncharacterized. Gene Ontology annotation, molecular function: nucleic acid binding; RNA-DNA hybrid ribonuclease activity. The transcript has a single exon. The record is from RefSeq and is a predicted model, not a curated record. Bases 1 to 621 code for a protein of 206 amino acids. Lineage: Eukaryota; Viridiplantae; Streptophyta; Magnoliopsida; Ranunculales; Papaveraceae.